Messenger RNA from Entrophospora sp. SA101, 4491 nucleotides. The record is from the annotation of a GenBank genome assembly. Lineage: Eukaryota; Fungi; Glomeromycota; Glomeromycetes; Entrophosporales; Entrophosporaceae.
AUGAUUGAUAAUAAAGUGAUAACGAUACAUGAGAAAUGGCAUUCGAUUCUAGGUGAAGAAAUACCUUUGAUUGAACCUCACGAUUAUGUUAAACUCAGUAAAAUUUUAGCACCUCCAAAAUUGACAGCUCACGAAAUGAACGGAAGUGUUGCUUACGUUCUUCACUAUAUUCGCCAGAAAGUUAAAAUGUGGGGGGCUGAUGUUCUUAGAGCAGAAAAUAUUAAAACUUUGGUCGAGGAAGACGAUGAUGUUUCUGAUGAGGAAUCCGAAUCUUCUGAUAUGGGAUCAAUGGACGAAGGCCAAGAUGUUCGGAAAAAUCAAUUGUCUCGAUUUGAUUGCCUUGCUAGUUUGCUUGCCUCUGUAGAAUGCACUGUAGCUCAAGAUAUCUUUCGAACCUUAUCUCAAUUCCCAGUUGCACUUCCUUUGACAAUACCCGAAUUAGAUAAAGAAGAAAUGUUUAAAGUGAUGCUUCCUUUGCUUGUUGGUCCAGUUAUCAAGUGGGAAACGAAACCUGGAACAAUUGUUGAAAACCACCUUUUCAAUGAUCGUUUCAGAUUGAUUGUCGCCAUUCGAAUCGGAACAAACUCUCCAGGUAAAAGCGUCAUUCUCAACCAAUUAAUGGCAUCGGAUUCUAUGUUCUCUUCGAGUUGUGAACCAAGAGCAGAAUAUGGGAUUCCACAUAUGAUUAAUGGAAGCAUCGAGUUUACUUGGCUAACCCAAGAAACUUGCGGGGUGAGUCUAUGGAAUGACGUUUUUGAAAAUUAUUAUAAAGAAGGGGCAAAGGAAAUCGCUUUACUUGCGAAUUUACAUGGAGAUGCUUUAGAUUAUCCAGAUCAAAUUAAAUUUUUAAAGCAACUUCCUUCUAGUUUCUUGAUUUUUUUAAUGCCUGGAUGUACCACAAGUCAAAUAGAUAAACUCGAGGCUCUAAUUGGACCCAAAAAAAUCAUAUAUGGCUGGGUGAAUAAAAAGAACACAGACAAAAAGAAAUACACGAUCGACACCAAAUUUUUAAUGAAAGAUAAAACAUUAAAAAAAGUACGCAUGAUGUUUAAAGAAGCUUUAGAUUUUGAUACUUCAUCAUUCAAUGCUAUGAUUAAAUUGAGAGGAUCGCUUCAAUUGGCCGAAAGCAUUGAACUUGCCGAGUCUCAGCUUUUGGCAGACUUUGUCAAAGAAAAAACUUGUCGUCACAUUAAACUGGAAGUUAUGCAGCUUCAAAGAAAACCACCCAACGAUCUCCAAAUUUGGAAAAAUAAUACAGAGUUGCAAUAUUUAAUAUUUUUGUACAUAAACAUUCUAAAACUACCUCUCAACAAAAGGAUACGAGCUCUAGCACAUCUUGAAAGAGAAGUAUCCAGGCUUUCUAUGAUAGAAUCCUCUGGGGUUCGAAAUCAGGCUGUGUUGAAAAGAGAAGAAUUGCGUAAAUCCAGUUUGGUUGAUAGCAUGAGUUUAGGUUUGGAACAUUUUUUCCGUGAGUUGGGACAAAUCUACAAGAUUUCUUCUAUCAACGACCCAGACAGUGAAAUUGUAUUGAAGUUGCCAGAACUUUACGCUCAACUACUGAUUGGUGGCCACACCAUAGAAUUACUUGAUGGUGAUGCUGGAUCUAUAUCUGAAGCUUGGUUCUCAGCCAUUUGUGGGCAUAUUUGUAAUGCAUAUCCUAGACUUAGAAUUUUUGUAGUCAGCAUACUUGGCCUACAAUCAUCAGGAAAGUCAACUCUCUUGAAUGCUCUUUUUGCAUGUAGAUUUGCUGUUUCAGUUGGGCGUUGUACUAGAGGUCUUUUCAUGCGAUUAUUGUUUUUGGAAAAAAAUUUAUCCGACCAACUUGGCGUUGAUGCAUUUGUCCUAAUUGACACUGAAGGUCUUGGUGCACCAGAAAAGAUGGAUGACCCAGAAUCGGAAAAGAAAGAUCGAAUAUUAGCAACUUUUGCAAUGGGUGUAAGCAAUUUAACAAUUCUCAAUGUGCUUGGAGAAUCAACACGUGACUUGACUGAGAUUUUGCAGAUAGCAAUUGUAACAAUGGCACGUCUUGAAGAAGCUGGAAUAGCCCCUGACAUUAUGAUGGUGCAGCAUGUUUCUGAACGAAAUGCAGCAAGACUGUCUGAGCCAGAAGAAAAAUUUCGGGCGGCUCUUCAAGAGGCUUUGAAAAUAGCUAAAGAACAAGACAUUGAGAUGGGAAUAUCCAAUACAGACUGUCUCCAAAUACUUGAUGAAAGGAUAAAAAAAGGCCAGCUUCUUAAACAAUUUCGGCCAUUUAAAAAUGGUGCAACUGCCUAUGCCCCACCAUCAGAGCAAUACCAUGAGGAUGUUGUGAAUUUAUACAACUCCAUAAUUAAUGAUUGUAAGAAUUCGCAGAGCAAAAUUGAAUUUUCGAAAUGGCAUUCGCUAAUUCAAGACUAUUGGAAUGCAGUAUCUCAUGAGGACUUUGCUGUUCGUUUCAAAAACAUCAGAGAAAUUUAUGAAUUUAUUGAUCUUGGCAAACGAAUCACAAAGUUGAAGGAAACCAUCGACAAAGCAUUCCUAAAACACGAGGAAUCAAUUAUGCAAAAAAUUCGUACCAAGCUUCAAAGUUGGUCUCCUAAUGACAGAUCAAAUAUGAAUUUACGUCACCAGUGCUUAGAAUUGAUUGAAAAAGGGCUACAGAAAAUACCAGAUUGCAAUGAUUCCGGCUGUGAAGAAUGUGAAAGUAUAAACAAGGAAAGGAUUGAAUUGGAAGAGUACCUCAAAGAUAAGAAUAAUGAAAUGUGUGAAAUAGAAACCAAACAAACAAUUGAGGAUUAUAUCAAACUCAAUCGUCAUUCUGCAUCCAUAAAACUCACUCAGAUGCUCGAUGCCAGUUUCAUCCGAAAAGGUAUUUCAUCCGAAUCUCUUGACAUAAUUAACAACCGUUUAGAAGGGAUUCUAAGGAAUAUGCCAAGUGGUAGACGAUUGACAGAUUAUCAACGUAAAAAAGAAGUUGAAGAAAUAUGGAGUUUGUUGCGAAAUAACAUAUUAUCAAAAUACAACAUUAAGCCAAUAGUGGAUCAAAUAGAUAAGGAGGUCAAAGAUGCGUGUUCUCAUUUAUCGUCAGUAGGAUUCUAUCAACAAUACAUGAAUGGAAACUCUCCAGAUUUAUCUAAAUGCAAGGCAUAUAAAGCAUUUAGAGGCCUUAUUCCAACAUGCUUGGAUAUAAGAGACGCCUGCGCUCUCCAGGAAAAGCUUGAUAAUUUGGUAGAUUCAAUCUUGGAAAAAAGGGCAUCUUAUCAUUAUUACCCUGGAAUUGUGCGCGACCUUGCAAAAGUGAUAGAAAAAACGCUUAACGAUAAUGCAAGUCUUCUUCGCGUCAAAUUUUUGCCAGAAUUCAAAUGGAAUGCUUACUUGUAUGCUUUGUUGAAAUUUAAACCAAAAAUGAUAAGCUUUCAAAAAAAAUGGGAAAUGGAUAAUACUCCACUUGGCAUCCUUGAUCAAAAGAAAGAGGAAUAUUUAAAGAUGAUUGAUACCCGGCUUCAAUAUGGGCAUACACUUGUUUCUGAGGGACAUAUUGCUGGGGAUUAUUUACUGAGGGUCAUUCAUAAAAAAGCAAUGGAUGCAGGAAGCGCUGAGCGAAAAACUGCGGUGCGUAAUAUUGGUUGGUUGACGUGUACUGAAUCAGUUAGGCUUAAAUAUUUUGAGAAUCUUGCUGAACAGGUUCAAAGAGGCGACAAAAAAGAAGCUAUAGAGCAUUUUUCAUGGCCAAAAGGAUCCAUAGAAUAUUGGUUUAAACGUAAAGUUGAUGGUAAUACAAGUGGAAAUCCAAAGCAAAAAUACAAUGAUACCUUUAACUCAGAAUUCAAUCGAGUCAUUCAAGAAAUUCGUAACUGUCAAAGUUUCGAGGCAAUCAAAAAAUUUAUAAAUGAUUACAUGACGCAAGUUGACAAAGUGGACUACAAAUUGGAUCUUAGAGACACAAAAGAUGAAGAUUUUAGAAUAUUCUAUCAUGCUGUCGAGGAAGAGCUUAAAACUAAAGGGGGUGGUCGUUAUCCAAAAGAUGAGCCUUUUCAAGAUCCGUCUAAAGAUAAAUCAAUCAUGGAACUGCUUGGAUGCACAGAAGCGUGUUAUUUUUGUGGAGCUUUGUGUUGGGGAUCUCAGGGACAUUAUAACGACAGUGGCGAAACAAAAAGACAUCAUACUAGCCAUCAACCUGGUGGUCUUGCAAGGUUCAGUUAUAGAGGUUCGAAAGAACUAGUUGCAAUGCCAUGUCAUAAAUUGGAAGAUAAUGUGGGUGUGUGGUAUUUUGGCAAGGAGGACCCAACACCUUGGAGCGUUGUAAAAGCUCAUGAUUUUAAGGAUUGGAGAUUUGAAUCUCACUACCAACACUUAUUUAAUGAUCUUAUGUGCUGGUUCUUUGAAAAAUUGCACGUAGAUCUGGCAAACAAAUAUGGACUCAAACCAUCAACUUAUAACGAAAUGAGUAAAUAUGGUUGUAUAAACUUGAGUUACAGUGAUAUUAUUAGUACGCUUAGAACAAAAAUUUAA